AUGCCUAAGAACGUUAAUUCGGUCAUCUCUACAGUUAGAAGAAGACCAAGUGUCGAUAUGUCGACCAGCCAGAUCGCAUGUCUUCUGAAGAAGGGUUACACAGCUGCCAAAAUAGCACAUCACUUUACUUGUUCAGCAGGCACCGUAUUCGGAUAUGUCAUGAAUUUGAUCAGAGGCCAACAAAGAGCUAGUCACAUUACUGGGAGAUCGGUUCACAAUCAGAGACAAGAGCGACUAUGCCGUGACGUUCACAAACAGGUGACUGAAACAUUUUACAAGGAGCUUUAUGCCUUUGAGGAUGACGGUAUCCUUGAUGUAACGAAUAGACAGCACAUUUAUGCUUUGCAUUUCGUUUAUGUUCCGGAAAUAAACCGUCGACUGACAUCUUUUCGAUUAGGUUGGAAUUGUCACAGAACGAGAACAGAAGGAAACCGUUCGCCUGAACAAAUAUUGAUUGAUGGUAUUAUAACAGUGCCUAAAUUACCAUACUUUUCUUCAAGUCUGUAUCAAUUUUAA
Molecule: messenger RNA, 516 nt
Organism: Haliotis rubra (blacklip abalone)
Lineage: Eukaryota; Metazoa; Mollusca; Gastropoda; Lepetellida; Haliotidae
Exons: 3
Coding region: 1-516 (171 amino acids)
Source: RefSeq, a predicted model, not a curated record